GCAGCGGGCCCCGCCGCCGGCCCCGCCCGAUGGCGAGGCUGCGGGAUUGCCUGCUCCGCCUGACGGUCACGAUCCGGUCCCUGCUCUUCUGGUCCCUGGUCUACUGCUACUGCGGGCUCUGCGCCUCCGUCUACCUGCUCAAACUUUUGUGGAGCAUCGGCAAGGGACCCGCGCAGACCUUCCGGAGGGUCGCCCGGGAACACCCUCCCGCGUGUUUGAACGACCCCUCUUUGGGUACCCACUGCUACGUGCGGAUCAAGGAUUCGGGGUUAAGAUUUCAUUAUGUUGCUGCUGGUGAAAGAGGCAAACCACUUAUGCUGCUGCUUCACGGAUUUCCAGAAUUCUGGUAUUCUUGGCGUCACCAACUAAGGGAAUUUAAAAGUGAAUAUCGAGUUGUAGCACUUGAUCUGAGAGGCUAUGGAGAAACAGAUGCUCCCAUUCAUCGAGAGAAUUAUAAAUUGGACUGUCUAAUUACAGAUAUAAAGGAUAUUUUAGACUCUUUAGGAUAUAGCAAAUGUGUUCUUAUUGGCCAUGACUGGGGGGGAAUGAUUGCUUGGCUAAUUGCCAUCUGUUAUCCCGAAAUGGUGAUGAAGCUUAUCGUUAUUAACUUCCCUCACCCAACUGUAUUUACAGAAUAUAUUUUACGACACCCUGCCCAGCUGUUCAAAUCCAGCCAUUAUUACUUCUUCCAAAUACCAUGGUUCCCAGAAUUUAUGUUCUCAAUAAAUGAUUUCAAGGCUUUGAAACAUCUGUUUACCAGUCACAGCACUGGCAUUGGAAGAAAAGGAUGUCGAUUAACAACAGAAGAUCUUGAAGCUUAUAUUUAUGUCUUCUCCCAGCCUGGAGCAUUAAGUGGCCCAAUUAACCAUUACCGAAAUAUUUUCAGCUGUCUGCCUCUCAAACAUCAUAUGGUGACCAUUCCAACGCUACUACUGUGGGGAGAGAAAGAUGCAUUUAUGGAGGUUGAGAUGGCUGAAGUCACAAAGAUUUACGUUAAAAAUUAUUUCAGGCUGACUAUUUUGUCAGAAGUCAGUCAUUGGCUUCAGCAAGAACAACCUGACAUAGUGAACAAACUGAUAUGGACAUUUCUGAAAGAAGAAAUAAGAAAAAAAGAUUGACUUUUCUAUAUCUUCUAUGAGGGGUCUGUAAUGAAAUCUCUAAGUAAUUUUUAAUAAUUAUUCAUCAACCUCUUUAAGCUUCAUUAGGAAAAAAUUGUUUUAAUAUGCUUUAUCAUGAAUAUCCUGACAAAUGAUACUGAAAAAAAUCUGAGAAUGUGUGAAAUUGUAAAAUGUUGAUUUUCUUCUGUUGGAUUUUGCACGGAAAAGAAUCUGCCUUAAAAUGUGUAUAUUGAUACAAAAAGGAAGUUGGGGAAAGUGGCUCUGUUUUGAUUUCUUGCAUUCUUUACCCUGUUAACAUCUGGUGCCUUUUACAAAUGUAUAUGGAAGAUUAGCUGCGCCAUAUUUAAAAAGGCAAACCUGCAAUGGUAUAAAUUUUCAUUUUAUUGUUCAAAACUUCUUUUUACUAUUUUUCAACCAUUAAAAAAUUCUAUU
Callorhinus ursinus (northern fur seal) is the source of this 1550-nucleotide messenger RNA. It is a transcript of the gene EPHX4, whose product is annotated as epoxide hydrolase 4. NCBI's taxonomy places the organism in Eukaryota, Metazoa, Chordata, Mammalia, Carnivora, Otariidae. Gene Ontology annotation, molecular function: catalytic activity. The record is from RefSeq and is a predicted model, not a curated record.